GCGUAAACGUGACCGCUCAAGACUACAAGCAGCUGCCUUUUGUGUCCUCCGGUCGCUGCCCGGCUUCUCAGUCAGAGACAUAUGCCUUUUCCCCACUUACUUUUUUUUUUUUUUUUUUUCCCAAGUUUGAAAAUUGCACAGAAAUAGAAGGGGGAGAUUUUCUCCCCUCUGCUAUAUUUGUGAGGAGGGUCAUUUCCACGGUGCAGUAGGAGCAAGCGUAGCCUUUAACCAUAUUUAACAACUGAAAGUAAAAGGGAAAGAAGGAGGAGGAGGAGCAAGUGCUGCUGUCACUGCUGCAAACUUUAUCCUAACUUCUGUGCCAGCUUGCUACACGGCCUUCCCCGAAGCUUGAAUGUUUUUAAUUUUCCCGGAAAUACACUGUACAAAGAGUCAGAUCCAUUCCGAGGCAUCCGAAACCUUCACUGAACCUGGAGAGGGAUCACAGGAGACAGAGAUAUAUGCUGAUGUGGAGCCAUUGGGUAGCAUGAACAACAUUAUGCUACAUCUGUUCUGAAGAAUGAAGAGUCACUUCUCACUUUAACUAGCAGUCAGCUGGCUUUGCAACAAAAUCAACAUCUUCCAAGCUGUGGACAGUGACAGGUCCCACAAUGCACUUUCCUGAUCCAGAUUCUAUGCUUCUGUUCUGAGUAAUGCUCCAGCAGACAGGAUGCAGAGGAGACUACAGCCACAGCGAACCUCUGCUGCAGCAUGGAGCAGGCUGGAAAAUCAAAAAACACACCUGAAAAAUCUUCGUCUGCAAUACCAGCUGUAUCUUCUUCUGAACAGCCAUUUUCUCAGCCUUUUAAAGAGUGAGACAGGACUAACCAUCUUCUUCCUGUGUGCUUAUUUACCAAAGACAGCAGCUGGUCAUUGCAAGUGGACAGAAGUUCUAAAAGAUUUGGAGCAGAUCAAAACAUCUGAAGACAUUGAUGUCAGUUUAUAUACUGCAAACACAGACGAGGAUAAAGAAUGCCAAGAACCUGUAAUGAGAUGCUUCUUCCUAGAGAUGAAAGUGGUUCUUCAUGAAUGUUAUAUAAUGAACUGUAGUAAAACACAGGACGUAUUCAACAUUUUGAAAAAUGGAAAUGCAAACUUUGAAAAUAACCAGAAGACUUCCACAACACCAAAAAAAUGCAAAGAAUGUGAGGAGUAUGAAGAAAAAAAUUUUACAGAAUUUGUACAUAAUUUUGUAAAGGUUAUACAAAGGGAAUGCAAAUAAUUUACUGACCAAAAGACACAAGCUGGGAACCAAGAGAAUUCAAGGAACAUGCCUCAGAGAAGUCAGAUUUUCACCAACAAUAAACUGAAACGAACUCUGUUUACAAUCCUUCAUGCAUGGCAUAAUGGACAAAGGAGAAUAAAAUUAUUAACAUAAUGGAUUCAUAAUUGGAUAUAUACAAACAAUACUACUUAUGAAACAUAAAUGAAAGGAAUUUAACAAAAUUUAAAAAUUUAAAGCUUUUUUAAAGCAUAUUUAUUAUUUGGUAAGGCCAGUGGGGAGGAAAUCUCUCCUAACUUACCUGCCUUUCAGAGAAAUGCUGUAAGAAGAUCUCAGAAUAUCUUCAGUGGGAAUCUCACCGUGAACAUCAGUUCAGACCUAAUGGAACACUGUUUCAGAGAAAAGUUCUUCUUUUAUUAUUAUUAACAUAAAAUUAUGUUAUCCUAUUUGAA
Rhea pennata is the source of this 1671-nucleotide messenger RNA. RefSeq names its product interleukin 15 (gene IL15). Gene Ontology annotation, cellular component: extracellular region. The record is from RefSeq and is a predicted model, not a curated record. The coding region runs from base 668 to 1219 and encodes 183 amino acids. Gene Ontology annotation, biological process: positive regulation of T cell proliferation; neutrophil activation; immune response. Lineage: Eukaryota; Metazoa; Chordata; Aves; Rheiformes; Rheidae. The transcript is spliced from 8 exons. Gene Ontology annotation, molecular function: cytokine receptor binding; cytokine activity.